Messenger RNA from Colletotrichum truncatum, 1476 nucleotides. Its product is annotated as cbs domain containing protein. Lineage: Eukaryota; Fungi; Ascomycota; Sordariomycetes; Glomerellales; Glomerellaceae. Gene Ontology annotation, molecular function: protein serine/threonine phosphatase inhibitor activity. The record is from RefSeq and is a predicted model, not a curated record. Gene Ontology annotation, biological process: regulation of mitotic metaphase/anaphase transition; cellular response to glucose starvation.
AUGGACGGAGCAGCGCCGCCUGGCCCGCACACUGAUGAGAGCUUGGCCUCUGUCGCAACUUCACCUCCUGCCAUCCCGCAGCGAACCCCCUCUCAGACGAGUCUGCACAAGGCCACCCACGUUUCCACGCAUCGCCAGAGCUUCGCCGAGAAUCUGAGAAAUGCCCCAGGCUCACCUCGUGCCCAACGUCAUCCUUCUUUUACCCAGGCCGCCGUCCAAGAGCUGCUGAACCAUCCCCCGGCUGCCGUCAAACACUCGAACCCACGAUUCGCUGGUCGCGACUGGCGCGAUAUCUCAGUCAACGAACUAGUCAACCAAGAUGAUGUGAAAUGGGUCAACUUGGACUCCAGCAUCGAGGAAGCCUCUAUGAUCCUCGUCAAGCACAGCCCUUCCAAUGUUGUCCUUAUUCGAGAAGAUGCCUCGUCCAAGACCGCCGUUUCGACCUUUGACUAUAAUGAUCUCAACACAUAUCUUUUGAUAGUCGUGGGAUUAGCGAAGCCCGACGAGGAACAGAUCGCCAUUUACGACGACAUUGCAACGAAGGCUCGCGAAGGAACUAGCAUAGCCUUGCGCGAUAUCCAGCCUCUCUUCAGAAAAGAGUCCCUUGUCACCCUUCCCUUUGACGAAACGCUUGACAAAGCCAUCGAAGUCUUCGGCAGUGGCAUUCACCGUGUAUUGGUGACCAGCCCUGGGGGCGAUGUGAUCGGUAUUCUCAGUCAGCUCAAGCUGGUUGAGUUCUUCUGGAAUGAAGGCAUCAACUUCCCUGCCAUAGACAAGCUCUACCCCGUGAUCUUGCGAGAUCUUGGCAUCGGUACCCAGCAAAUCAUCGCCGUCAACUCAGAUAGCCCAUUGGGGGACGCGCUUGCUUUGAUGAACACCGAAGGACUCACAAGCGUUGCCGUCAUUGAUAACGGACACAACGUCGUGGGCAACAUUUCCACCGUGGAUGUAAAGCACCUUACAAACGCCGCCGAUGCGCCUCUCCUCCAGUCGUCGUGUAUGCACUUCAUCUCCGUUAUUUUGAGUGAGCGUGGCGUCGAGCACGGUCGUGAUUCCUUUCCGGUUUUCUACGUCAACCCUUAUUCGACCUUGGCACACACCGUUGCGAAGCUGGUUGCCACGCAAUCUCAUCGCAUGUGGGUUGUAGAGUCGGCGUCCCCGUCCCCGUCCGCGCCUGCGACCCCCUUGCUAGCUCCGACCACGGUCAUGGUACCGGGCUCGGGCUCCGCACCACAGUCCCCGCUCCCGCCACAAGUACACAACGCAGUGCCCGCUGCAGCGAUGCCUGGUGCUCAUCUCUCGGGGCGCCUCACAGGCGUUAUCUCUUUGACCGAUAUCCUGAACAUGUUUGCAAAGUCGUCCGGUCUGCGGCCAUCAGACCCCGGUGAGCAGAGGGCUCGACGCCGUAGGAGCUCAAGCAGCUCCGUCCGGCCAAGCCUCGAUUCAUCACGGGCAAGCCUCGACCUGCGUCGGUGA